GCUGAUUCGUCGUCCAAAUGAUCUGCUCCAGGCAAGAGUUUCAUACCUUGCGAAUGCACUUUCACAUUGAACAAAUCCCCGCUUUGCACGCGACUCCGGGGAGCACACUUUUCCUUUAGCUGUCAGGUAUAUACCGACGCCCCUGCCAAGCUAGCUUGCUCGUCAUGCACAGGGCAUAUAUUGUCCUCUGUGUAAGGCGGCUUCUGGGGGGACAGCGAUCGAUGCAAGCAUGGUACGGGACGAAUCUCUAUUGCGGAAGCGAAGUGUUCGCGGCGCAUGACUUCCAACACAGAUAAAGAGUUUAGUCGCUGCCUUCUCCCAGCGACCGCGAAGACACCCAAAUUUUGGUCCUUUGCCAGGAAUCCGAAGAUGGCCAAGCAUUUUCUUCUUUUUUUCGUUUCCAUUCUUACGCUCGUUAGUGCUUCGCCCGUUGAAAAUGAAUCGUCUUCCAAGAAACACUCUUUCAAAAAGCGGCACCCACUCCCACCUCUUCCUGGCAACGAUACGUGGUACGCGGUGCCGGACAAUAUUGCUGACUAUAACCCGGGCGACAUCAUAAAAUGGAGAAACGUCCCAAAUGCACUAUCAGUAGACAACCUUUCACCUAUCCGACCUCAGGCAGUAUAUCAAAUGCAGUACAGGACGACGGACAGUGUUGGUGAUGCUACGGCCUCAGUCGUCACCGCAAUCAUACCAUUCAAUCCGAGCCCCGAUCAUCUCUUUGCAUACGCGUACUUCUCAGAUUCUGCUGCACCAAGAUGUAAUCCUUCGCUUGCAAUGCAACUUGGCACUCCGGCCGAUGCCAUUUUCACCAAAAUACAGCUGGCUCCCAUUAUAUCUGCUCUGGAUCAAGGUUGGAUCGUGUCCGUCGCAGACGAUGGUGGCCCUUACGCCGCAUUUCCCUCAGGACCAGGAAUGGGUUAUCGAACACUAGACAGUCUUCGAGCCAUGAAGCAAUCCGGAAACCUCACUGGUCUUUCAUCAGACCCUACCAUCACUCUCAAUGGCUAUUCUGGGGGUGGUAUCACAGCGGCUUGGACCGGAGAAAUGCACCCUCUUUACGCGCCCGAGUUGAAGAUCGAUGGAAUUGCAUUGGGUGGUUUGGUGCCAGACUUUGUCUACCUUUCCAAUAUCAUAAAGGCUCAACAAGGGUACUUUGCCUGGGGUCCUGUAACAUUUGUUGGCCUAUCGCACGAUUACAGGAAUCUUUCAACCUGGCUUGAUGAAAAUCUCAAUCCAUCAACUGCGGACGCAUUUUGGGCCACCGAGACGUACUGUAUAGAUGGAAACGCGAACGUUUUCACCAACAUUGAUACGUGCAAUUAUUUCACUCAAGGUUGCGAAUCUUGGAACGACGAUAUUCCCAUGCAAACACUCCAAGAGGGCGCAGUCAUGGGUAUGCGCGCCACUCCAAUCGCUCCUUGGUACCUCUAUGAGACCGUUGGUGACCAAACUUCACCCGUCAAUAUCACAACAGCGCUCUAUGAGAAGUACUGUGCAAACGGUGCUAGUAUCCUGUAUGAGCAGAACCAAGUCCCGAUUUCGCAUUCCGAUGAAUCAUAUGCGGGCUGGCCAGGCGCUUUCGCUUGGAUGAAAGAGAGACAUGCCGGCACCCCACUGCCGUACUCUGGCUGUAUAAUGACAGAUGUGUCGUCUUACACAAUCGCAGCCGCUUGGCCACUACCGAUUAUUCAGACAGUAUUUCAGACACUAAUAGCGACGCUGGGCAUUCCUGUUGGCGCAAUACCAGGCACUACAUUUUUACCAUAGACGAGGGUUGGUACAUAUUCGCGCAGGGCUCGCAUCUUUGCCCACGAUAACGACUUUGUGUAUACUGCUUAUACUAACUUGUAAAUGUAAUACCCAAAACGCAUAGCAUUGCU
This is a messenger RNA of Verruconis gallopava, 1883 nucleotides long. RefSeq lists its product as uncharacterized. Lineage: Eukaryota; Fungi; Ascomycota; Dothideomycetes; Venturiales; Sympoventuriaceae. The transcript has 5 exons. The record is from RefSeq and is a predicted model, not a curated record. Bases 277 to 1770 code for a protein of 497 amino acids. Gene Ontology annotation, molecular function: triacylglycerol lipase activity. Gene Ontology annotation, biological process: lipid catabolic process.